UGGAAAGAAGAACCUUGCCUACAAGACGCAGGUGGAUGAGCGAUUUCUGAUAGCAGACAAAGGUACGCCCUACCUCCAGACGCAAGGUGGCGCUAGUGCUCCAAUAGCCCAAUGCUAGCCGCAAACGAAAAAGACACACCAUGGCGACCGGGACGCUGCUUUUUAUUAUUAGCACCUACAAAUUUAUUUUUACAUUGUUUUUUGUGCAUUUAAAUCCCGUUUUAUGCCAACAAUAUAUAAUUCCUUUUCAAUCUCCGUCAGACUGCAGUGUGGAAGAAUACUUCGACAUCUCCAGUUUGUCGUGUGUUAGCUGUGGUGAAAAUCAACAACGCAGCGCAACAGGGCUGAGUUGCAUUUGCCAAAAUGGAUUCCGAACAGUCACGACUGAGCUGACCUCCAUUGCUUGUGAGGCCUGUCCAGAAGAAAAGCCUGCAGUAACUCAAGAUGGUUUUGGGUGCAUUCGUUGCCCAGGUAGUACUACUGAUGAGGGCCGGUGCCAGUGCCCUCCAAGACAUAUCCUCGUGGAGAGGGAUGUCAGUGGAAACCUUUUGGAUGAAGCCACAUGCGAGAUAUGUAAUGGAAAUGGAUCCGCUUUCUCAGUGCCCAACAGCAACGGAGACCGGUGCGGGAGAUGUCAGGCUUCCUUCAUCAAAAGCUCCUGUGUGUGUAACCCUCCCUCUUUGCUGGCAGGUGGGUUGUGUAUCCCACCAGGAAGUCUUUCCACUAAUGUCAAUCCCAGUGUCAACUUUGCUCAGUUGAAGUUCAGCAUCGUGUCUGCCUGGUUCCUCAAGAAUCUCUACUCAUCCGCAGCAGCCUGCCUUAGCUUCUCCAACCUGACAGCGUGCCAAGCCCUGGGCAACAUGUGUGUGAUGAACAUGCACUCCUUCAGCGGCGUGAGCGUUGAUGCCUGCGGCAUCUUUAACACCGUCUUCAGAUCACAGGCCGCUUUUAGCUCCACUCAAGACAUCUCCUACUGGAGACAUAAUCUACCAUGGCUUUACUACGGCGAUGAACCGGGAUUGGCGAGUCGGGUGCUUCAGAGCGAUCCCGUCCCGGUUAGCUUCGUUUUCAGAGGAAAAGACAAGAACACGGACAUUAGGCUGCUCGCUGCCGUUUAUAACGUCAGAGGCGAGUUCCUUCGAUGGGAAACUAUCGGGGGAGCCAAUCUUCAGAUUUGUCCAGAAACACCCAUCAAACGAACGUCAGCUUUCAGUUUUGGCACCGCUUACCAAGAAAACUGUGAUCUUUCAAUCGCAGACCUGCUCCGUGCUCAUCCCGAGCCGCUUUUUUAUGAUGUCUUUCUGGACCUUGGCGGAGAAGAGAGCAGAAAACUUCUCCCUUUGCCCACAUUGGUUCUGAACCAGCAAUAUCAUGGAAAGUUCAUCAACCAAGAAAGCAUGACCAACUGGUACCUGUCGCGGCGUAUCUUUCUCGUCGACGCGUUGAGCGGCCGAGAAAAAAGCGCAAAGGAACUUCCUAAAGUCAUCCGUGUCGCCAACGCUGUGAAAAUAAGGUUCAACUUGGUUCCGGGCACACAACAGGGUCAGGUGUUCCCCCCGCUGAUGACGGUGGAGUACAAAGAUGUCCUGGUCGCUGACAUCAACACACAAACUGUGUCUAUGAGCUUUUCUGUGGAGUAUGAGAUGGAUCAGAAUGAGGCUCGCUUGAAGACAGAUACUGCUCUGGGUGUGCUGGCUGGUCUGGCCGUGCUCUUGUCAGUGCUCAAAACAGUCAGCUGGAAGAGGAGGAUCGCCUCACCCGUGGUCGACUUAAGGACCAUGCUGAUGUUUUUCUUGUUUUACGCUGGAGAUCUGUCCAAUGUUUUCCUCGCCGUCACUGUGGGAACUGGACUUUACUGGCUCAUCCUUUACAAGGCCCAACAGAAUGCCUCAGUCUUAUUGCCGCUUUCUCAUCAAGAGGAGCAGUUUGUGACCUACAUCUGUUGCGCCUUUGCUCUCAAGGCAGUGCAGUUCCUCCACAAGCUGAUUGUGCAGUUAUCUUUGGACGUCUUCUUCAUUGACUGGGAAAGGCCACGCAUUAGAGCAAACAGAAACGUGCCAGCCAACGGUCAGCAGAAACGUGAUCCCUCUCCCGUCAGCAUUUGGAGGACCUACUUUGUGGCCAACGAGUGGAACGAGAUCCAGACCAUCCGUAAAAUUCGCCCAACUUUUCAGAUCAUGGCUGUGCUCUUCUUCCUCGAAGUGUUAGGGUUCUCCAGCUUAGCACUGAGAGACCCCUGGUCAACUCUACAGCGCCCCCCACAGGUGUAUACGCCUUCAUACAGCCUGAUUAUGCGCUAUGGUUUGUCGGCAACACUCUGGCUCUGCAUUGGACUUCUUCAGGUGAUUUUCUUCACUGUAUUUUAUGAGCAUUUUGUGGAAGACAAAAUUCGCCAGUUUGUGGACCUCUGCUCCAUCAGUAAUAUUUCCGUGCUGCUUUUACCCCAGCGCUGUUUUGGCUACUACAUCCAUGGCCGAUCUGUGCACGGCCACGCUGAUACAAACAUGGAAGAAAUGAACAACAACCUGAGGAGAGAAGCCGAGUCACUGUGUGGCCAAAGAGGUCUUCUUCCCAAUACGGACAUGCAGACCUUCCAAGUGGCCCUCUCCGGCCGGUUGCGCUCACAUUACGACAGGAUACGCGACUCCUUCACCAGGCGACACGGACCAUCGAGACUCAUGGACCCGGCCUCAUUCAACCAGUCAGACCAAAACAUUCGGGCCUACCAAACCAUGAACCACUUCUUGGGAUCUGUCAUAGAUCAUGCUCACCCUGACAUGGACUACAUUGUGAGGGACAAACUGGCAUUGGAGAGAGUCAUGGGCAUGGAGUUCCUUGAACCGAAUGAUAAGAGCAUCUUUUAUAAUGAUGAAGGUCACUCCUUUGCUGAUGUACUCUUUUAUGGAAACGAGGGCACUCUGCUGAUUUUCGACACGCUGUUCUUCUGCGUCGUCGACCUCGCCUCUCAGAACUUUGUGCUUGCUGCCGUCCUUACGUACUUACAGCAAAUGAUCUUUGAAAGGAUUCGCAAUUCGUUUGGAAGGAGGAACCUCGUCAACAAAACUUUAGUGGAUGACAGAUUUUUGAUAUGAUCAUUUAAAGUGGCCGUGUUGUAAAACUGUAAAUUAUGUUAGGUGUUUGUUGUUUUUUACAUAUCUGUUCCCUGUUUUGUAUAUAUUUUUCUUGUAAAUGUAUUUUUUUAGAUUAAAACAUUUUAUAUUAA
Molecule: messenger RNA, 3223 nt
Organism: Syngnathus acus (greater pipefish)
Lineage: Eukaryota; Metazoa; Chordata; Actinopteri; Syngnathiformes; Syngnathidae
Product: meckelin-like
Exons: 29
Coding region: 141-3092 (983 amino acids)
Biological process (GO): cilium assembly
Cellular component (GO): MKS complex; ciliary transition zone
Source: RefSeq, a predicted model, not a curated record